Molecule: messenger RNA, 6366 nt
Organism: Diorhabda sublineata
Lineage: Eukaryota; Metazoa; Arthropoda; Insecta; Coleoptera; Chrysomelidae
Gene: dbe
Product: KRR1 small subunit processome component homolog
Exons: 1
Coding region: 174-1199 (341 amino acids)
Cellular component (GO): nucleolus; small-subunit processome
Molecular function (GO): RNA binding
Source: RefSeq, a predicted model, not a curated record
AAAUCGUAGUUUAUGGAAAAGAAGAAGAGAAAGUAUGUUUGUACGUCUUUUUCGAACAUCAAUUUUUGAUUCAGUUUUAAGUUUUGCGGUUGAUAAUACAGUAAUAUAAAUAACGAAACAUAAAUAUUUGCUUGUUUUUUAUAAGUUUUAAUUGUGUUAUAACACAUUUCAAAAUGUCUCUAUCAGAAGAUGAUACAGUUAUGGGGCCUAUAGAUAACGCAUGGCAAAUGAAAAUUCCACAGUUCAAACCAGAAGAUAACCCUCAUGGAUUACUAGAAGAAAGUAGUUUUGCCACGUUAUUUCCUCAAUACCGAGAACAGUAUAUACGCGAAAUAUGGCCAUUAGUUAAAAAAACUUUAGGAGAACAUCAUAUUAAAGCUGAAUUGGAUGUUGUAGAAGGUAGUAUGACAGUUAGUACAACCAGAAAAACCUGGGAUCCUUAUAUUAUCAUUAAAGCUAGAGAUAUGAUAAAAUUAAUAUCUCGAAGUGUGCCUUAUGAACAAGCAAAACGUGUGCUGCAAGAUGAUAUUGGUUGUGAUAUAAUAAAAAUAGGAAAAAUCACAAGAAAUAAAGAGAAAUUUGUUAAACGACGUCAAAGAUUGAUAGGGCCAAAUGGUUCUACUUUAAAGUCAAUAGAGAUAUUAACUAAUUGUUAUGUUUUGGUGCAAGGACAGACUGUAUCAGCUUUAGGGCCUUACAAGGGAUUACAGCAAGUAAGGAAAAUUGUGGAAGAUACAAUGAAAAAUAUACACCCCAUUUACAAUAUUAAAGCUUUAAUGAUAAAAAGGGAACUUGCUAAAGAUCCAAAAUUGAAAAAUGAAAAUUGGGAACGAUUUCUACCCAAAUUUGUUAAUCAAAACAUUAGUAAACGUAAACAACCUAAGAAUAAGAAACAAAAGAAACCAUACACACCUUUUCCACCACAGCAGCAAGAAAGUAAAAUUGAUAAAGAAUUAGCUACUGGUGAAUAUUUUCUUAAUAAAACUCAGAAGAAAGACAAAAAGAAGAAAGAAAAAGAUGAUAAACAUGCUGAAGCUGCCAAGAAAAGGGAAGAAAAAAGAAAUCAAGCUUUUAUUCCUCCAGAAGAACCAAUUCCAUCAAGCUCCCAACCUAGUUCAAGUAGUAAAGUAGAUAUAACGGCAUUGAAAGAAAAAAUUAUGAAAGCUAGAAAAGGUUCAAAGAUAUUUAAUAAAAAAUAAUGAUAACAAACUAUUUCGUGUUUUUAUACUCUUGUAUUUAUUUCUAUCAAUAUGAUAAAAUCUACUUGUAAAUGAGGCAUACACAGAUGAUGUCAUUUGAAUAGAAUAUUGGGAAAAAUUAAUAUUCCUUAGAUGUGCUAUAAUUUUCUUUGCUUAUAUAUUUAUCGCUUGCAUUUAUUCUUGUAGUAUUUUGUUGUAUAUUUUACUAAUUAUUAACCUAGUUAACUUAAAAAAUCACUCAAAUUGUCAAUACCUCAUGUAGAAGUGUUUUUUCAAAAUAGUUUUUGAGCUCAUAUUUUUAUAUGGUGAUACAUACAAUCUUGAUGCGAAUUUGUUUAUUUACACUACCCUAUAGCCCGAGGACCAAAUAAAAGGUGGGAAAGACAUACAUUAGAGUUAACAAUUGAAGAAUUAAAGUUUUCUGGCUGAACAUUUUCUCUCUUUGCACUCUGGAAGCUCCACCUUUCCAUGAGAUAUUUGUUCUACUGUAAUAGUGAAAGCGACUUUGGUGCUCUUUUCUUUUAACGAGGAUAAAUAUAGUAGAUAUAUGAGGAUGGUCCCAACAAGAAAAACAAAAAUCUUGGAAAAAAAUAUAUUUUUUAAUGUAAUCUCCUUUUAGCUCUAUACAUUUUCCCAGUGAAGUUUAAUAAGAAAAUUGUUGAAAUUCUUUGAUCACCGAGCCGUUUUUGCAAGUCUGGGAAUAGAAGAUAAUUAAUCCAAGGGGGCAAAUCUGGCAAAUAGGGUGCAUGAGGUAGCAAUUCAAACUUUAUUUCAUUAAUUUUGGCCAUUACAAUAAGGGAUGUGUGAGCUGGUGCAUUGUCUCGAUGAAAUAAUUCUUUAUUCAGGAUAGUCAAUGAAAAUUAUCCCAUGCACAUCCCAAAAAAACGCCAUGACCUUGCCUGUAGAUGGAAUGGUCUUUGCCUUGUUUGAAGCCUUUUUCAGUUAAUUGUUUUGAUUGUUAUUUUGUUUCGAAUGCGAAGUGCUUAUGAAACAGUGCAAAAAUUCUUUUUUCUUCAACAUUUCUGGAGUCCUCACUUCAUUUGGUCGACCACUACGAUGUUGGAUAUUGCAAAAUCACUUGGAGAUAUUUAUUAUGAGAGUUCCAGCUUCUGCUACUUGCUUAAAAAGUUCUAAUACAUUGUUUAGGUAUAAUUUCACCAUUUAGAUCUAUUAAAACUUUUGAAUGGCAUAUUGUUUGGCAAAAUCACUUUUGAAUAAUCUAAAAACUGAAAUAUUUUCAAUUAAUAUCCAGGAGUAGGACUAUACCAACGAUACGAAGUGGACGAAUACAAUUUAAGAAUGAGUUCUUUGCAUUUACUAAGUAGUUAGGUUAGGCAACGGCAACAACGAAGCGAACUCGCUCACCACUUUGAGAUCUGGAAAUCCGCCAAUAGGCUCAGAACUCAUUCUUGAUGUACGGCGCCUUCUGCCUUUCUUGCCAAACUUAAAUAGGUGGACAUGGUCAUCUAUGACCCCACCUCCACACUUAACCGAAAUAAUAAAUUGAUUUCAUUCAGUAUUUUCACUCUGUACGAUUUGUAACGUUCAUAAUUUGUGAAUUAUGUUAUUAUAAAUAUAUAAAAUGUUUUUGUAAGAGACAAUCCCUUAUGAUAAAUGUGAUAUAAUUUAUUUUCUUAAGAUAUAAAGGUGAGUUUUUCUACAACAAGGUUUCUAAGUCAUAGAUAGUUCUUAAUUCAUAGAGUUACUAAUUUUUCUAUGUAUAAGAGAGUUUGAAAUAUUUCUGAUAGAUGGCGGUAGCUAAGCGGUUUGCAUUAAUGCUUGAGUCAAAACCACUUAAGCCUCUUAUUUUUGAACAAACAUCAGUAACAUAUGGAUUUAAGGGAAGGUGGGGGAUAAAUUUUAAAUAUUCUCAAACUUACAGCAAAUCUUGUUGGGGAGGAAUAACUUUUUUGGUCAGGUUAAGUUAUUGUAUACAUACACUAUGAGUACUUUGGACGACCCGGAGUGCCCUGGUGCAUGUAGGACGAAGAAACCUAUCAACUUGACCUAACUAUCAAUACUAAAUUUUUCCACCAAUGAGAUUUCUUCCGCGAAAAAUAAUUUUAGUAGGAAAAAUUUCUUUGGCAGGAAAUUUCCCAGUAUUUGCAUUUAUUUCAUUAUUAUAACUGGCAGCGUGGUGGCCAAUACUCGAUGUUCGGUCCAAUGAUAUUUUAUAUAAGUGCCAUAUUUGAUACUUUGGUAUUAACCCAACAAUUGUUUCGAUGUAGAGCUAGAUUUAUAAAUCAAUUUUGAGCCCACUCUGUUUAAUUCAUUCCAAUCUCUAUGUAUAAACAAGAUUUAAAGGUACCGAAGCAAAUUUUUCUUGUUCUUCAUUUUAAUUUUCGUUGACAACCAGGUAAUAACAAAGAUAACCAAAUUACCACUUCAACUGAGUUGGAAUUUCUGGAACCGUUGGUGAUAUUCAAACUGAACACACUAUUUACACUAUACUAAUAGUAUUAUUGUUCGCGGGAGAAGGUUUAUUGGUAGGAAAAUUUAGUGUAAAAUAGGUAAAUCCAGUUAAUAGGUUUUAGUUUGCUGCAAUCUCUGAAGACGAUAACUUGGUUAUCGAAACACGCAUCAGAUAGUGUGUUCAGUAUGCAUUUACUAGGUAAUGGGGUUUCUACGUUUUACAAGCUGUAAACUUAAUCUAACUGAAACACUGCUUUACAUUAACAUAUUUUAUUACAAAAAUUGUUAAAUGAAUCGGUAAAAUUACAUUUAGCCUUGUGUUACCUCCAAGAUUAUAAAAUGUAAUUAUAAUAAUAAAAUAUAUUUUUUCCAUUGCGAAUUUUCUUCUCUUUCUACAAUAAAGAUUUAGUUUUAACAACCAUUUUGAAAGUAAUGAUAUUAUCAAGUAAUUAUGCUGUUAGUAAAUGGAUUAUAUCAAACUGAAAUACAGUUUGAACAUAGAAAAUUAAUGUUUUUUUUUUAAUAUUAUUGCAUAUAAUGUUUUACUCAACUUUUCAACUUAUAUUUUCUAGAUGUAUUACAAGAAAUCACGUUUCAAAAAGGUUGCUUCAUCUAUGGGUAUGGAAACUUAUCAAUCAAUCAACUAAUCUCUUUAAUUCUGUUUUUUUUAUUUAAUCCUACUACGUCCGAUAUAUUUUUAAGCCGCUAUAGUUAAAUAACAAUCUUAAAUCUUUAUUUUUUUUAAUGUGCAACUCCACUAUAUUUAUCAAUUCUUCACAAGACCGACACCAAGAUCAAAAUUCCAAAUUUUUAAAUGAUUAUCGAUUUUUCUCAAAUUUCACCAUAAAUCAUCUUCUUUUCGAGCCAUUUGCGGUUUUAUUUUAAUUGUUCGUAGUGAACUAUGCGAUUUGGCUUUGAAAAAAAAAAUGAAUAAAUAAAAUCGAGGAGAUAUUUUGAAAAUCAACGACUAAAUUCUUUGUACAUGGCAUUAGUUUUGUCGCCCAAAUUUGAGGACUCACCAAAAUAGUGUAGCAAUUGGAGAUGAUGUGGAUUUAGCGGUUAUAAACAGAGUGAAGUGUGCUAGCUUGAAAAAUUUAGAAGUUUGUUCGUGGUAGCUGCACAGGCAGAACUAGUGUGCACUAAAGCGUUCUUUGUAGCAGAACCAGCGCUAGUGUCGCUGUUCUUAGUAGCAGUGCAAGAGAACUAGUUCACCCAGUUCACUGUACUGCUUGCACCAUACUGUUAGAAAAUAGAAAUCUAUAUAAAUAUAAAAUAAAGGUGAAGACACAGUUGUCAAACCCCAUAAUAGAUGGCAGAAAAAUAAUAUAGUUGGGUUUUGAAGGUUAAAAAAGGUUAGAGAGAAGCUGAAGAUUCUAGAUUCUAGCAGCACCUUUUUUUUAAGUGAAAGAUGUUAUACCAUAUUUCAAUUUUUCAUUUAUUUGUUAAUGAAUUUAUUCAUUAUAAUUAGUUCCUGUAUACAAGUGCUGGUGGUUUUAUUUGGAUGCUGGUAUGGAGAUUCAAGAAAUAUAACAAUAAAAUAAAAUAAAAACUCAACAAGUACUACAAGGCCUGAAUCACCUAACCUCAAAUAUAACAAUCAACAAUUGCUCCAUUGCUGUCUGCACUAUAUCGUUCUUUGUAUCCGAUCCGAACUCUUAUGAAAUGGCCUGCACUAGUAUAGUUCCAGUGGAGCUACCAGGAACAAACUUCCAGUGCAAGCAGUAAAGUGAACUGGGUGAAUUAGUUCUCUUGCACUGCUACUAAAAACAGCGACACUAGCACUGGUUCUGCUACAAAGAACGCUUUAGUGUACACUAGUUCUGCCAGUGCAGCUACCAAGAACAAACCUUAUGUCUAGAGUCAGUUCAGCCAGUGCAGUGCAAGAUUGUGUAAUAAGUGUAAUUUGUAAACGUUGUUAAUAUAAAAUAAUGAACAAUGGGAAAGUUAUGUCAAGAAAAAGUUGCCCAGUUGGACGAAAAUUAAAAAGUAAAGGAUUUGAAAUGUCCCACCUCACCUUCUUUUUUAGACCAAUAGUUUCUAUAACAACAACAGUUGUGACAUUCGAAUAAGAAUUUAAUUAAGGCACUGUUUUUAAAAUUUUUCCAAUUAAACGGACACUUUUUGAUAUACUGAGAUGAUUCCCCUUAGCUUUACAUUCCAUAACCGUAUCUAAACAAACAUAACCUUAUUUAUAUUCAAUUUGUACGAUUUUAGAUCAGUGGUAUGUAUAAGGGUAGAUUUCUAAUACAAUUUCGUAUGUAAAGUGGAAACACAACACACAGGCAUACUAGAAACAAUAGAUGCUUUCCAUUUACACCAAAACUCAGAUUAUUCUCACUUAUGACGUCAUAGUUCAAUGCAUGUUCCUUUUCAGAAUCAUAAGUGAUACAGAGAGAAGAGUUUUUACCCGUAAUCUGCACAAGCUUGAGACCGUGUGCUUUAGUGAGUUUUGUGAACUCAGCCAGUGUUCCCAACUCUCAAUAAUUUAUCUCCCUAAAUCCCUAAGAUUAUCACAAUUACUAGGGCUCCCCUAAAUAUUUUUACAUAAAUAAUAAAAUAUCGUCAAACGAAUAAUAAAUUUCAAACAAUUAAUAAGAUAAUUUCAUUCAGCAAUAUCAUUUUUUUUAUAUUCUUUGUUCAUAAAUUAUCGAAAAUUUCAAGUAACGAAUCAUUUUCUGCAGAUUCUGAUUGUUUAAAAUCAUUCAUAUUGACAUUGAAUAAUAUCAACAUAAUUGCGUAUUGUUGAAAUAUUGUG